GUCACUCUUCUUCUCGAAGAUUUCCGCGGGAAGCGUGGGCAUAAUUAGAUCCAGAGACAACCACCUGCUGUGUGAAAGGAUUGGUGUUCUUCAUUCUCUGUCGUUUUACUUCACAUCUGUUGCUUUUUAUGUCAGCAAUCUGUUGAUCGAUUUCUCCAUCACUUUGUACGUGACACUCUUCAUUGUUUUCACUCUC
Messenger RNA from Symbiodinium pilosum, 196 nucleotides. NCBI's taxonomy places the organism in Eukaryota, Dinophyceae, Suessiales, Symbiodiniaceae. The record is from the annotation of a GenBank genome assembly.